This is a messenger RNA of Asterias rubens (European starfish), 4826 nucleotides long. RefSeq names its product RING finger protein 145-like. NCBI's taxonomy places the organism in Eukaryota, Metazoa, Echinodermata, Asteroidea, Forcipulatida, Asteriidae. Gene Ontology annotation, cellular component: endoplasmic reticulum; endomembrane system. The transcript has 2 exons. The record is from RefSeq and is a predicted model, not a curated record. Gene Ontology annotation, molecular function: ubiquitin protein ligase activity; zinc ion binding. Bases 177 to 2000 code for a protein of 607 amino acids.
UGGCAGACGCACGUCUCAUACGUGACAAGAAGUUCUGAUAGUAAACAUUGUCUUAGAGCAUAGAGGAAGUAGAAUAGCUUUGUUCCAGAUGGUUCCAGCAUUCUAACAAUCCACAUGACCAUGACCUACUUUUCAAACUGCGAGUAAGUGGUAGAGGUUGUUGGAUUGCUGUAAACAUGGAGAACAGCGAGCAAGAAAAAAACAUCAUCAUGCGGUUUUCCAACGUGAUUUUGCGCCUACCCAGUGUGUUUAUAUUGGAGGCUAUUUACCAUGCGAGGACACGAUUCAUUUCGACGACGACGACGAAGGACACAGUGGCAGAAACCAUCGCUCAUGACUGGGGUUUAGAGCCGCACAUGGUGACCAUAGGAACACAGUAUUUAGGUUAUUUUGUGGCCUUCCUCCUUCAUGCUCUACCCUUAAGAAUGUUGAUCAAGAUGUACAAGUUCGUCCUCAUUGGAAUGAUGCUGCUGGUUGCUCAUCUACUCUCAGACCACUUCAUAUCUACUCAGAUCAUCAAUCCACUGAACUCUCAAUUGCCAAUGAUCACCAUCUUCUUAAUACAGUCUGCUAUUAGCUUAUUUUGUGCAUGGUUGGUCGAUACAAAACAUGUUUGGGUAUUCUCUGUAUACCUACUUCCUAUGGUAGCCAGUAGUUGUAGUUUACCAUUGGAUGUGCAGGAGAUGGUUCAUAAAACAGCCCAAAUCAUCACUCUGACAGGGGUAACCGUUUUUACAUUGAGCAACAUUCUAGUUCCUUACCGUAUGGCGUUGAUAGGCUACAAGACACUGCAAGAGUAUGUUGAACUUUAUGGUAUUGUCAGCGUCAUCUUUGCUGUUUACAACCGAUUCUUUGUGCCAAUGAUUUACCUCAUCUUCUGGCUCUCACUGUUUGCUCAUCGCUUGUAUGUGUACUACUCCAAGAAAGAUUCUCAUGUAUUUCAGGAGCAAUGGAUACUUGUGAUUUUUGCAUCUAUUGCUGAUUGCUGUGAAAGUCCAUGGAGUUUAAUUGGGCUUUGCUACACAGUGUCUUACUCUGCAUUCCUUCUACUCGUUCUUUGCAAGAUCUACUUGAAAGGAUUCAGUGAACUAGGAGGACAGAGUUUUCUCCAUCGUGGAUGGACAGAAGGUAUAACGCUAAUGCUGCUAGCGAUGGAGACGGAGCUUCUUCAACUCAAGAAGCUUGAGAAGAUUCUGCUAUUGAGUGUUGUGAUGUUCAUCGUCCUCUCAUCAACGAUUCAAUCCGUAUAUGAAAUACUGGAUCCUGUGAUCCUUGCCCUCGCUGCAUCAAAUAGUCGCAAUGUUUUCAACCAUUUCAGAGCAAUAAGUAUGUGCAUUGGUCUUAUGGUGACCCCUUUGUAUUUAAGCCUGACACUAUUUACUGUAUUUGAAGCGGAUCUCUGGUUAAUGAUAAUUGUUUCAAGUUGUCUCCUGACUGCAAUCCAGACUCUAGGGUCACUGAUGAUAUACUUUCUCUUCAUGGCGGAUCACCGACGUUCAGAACCUUGGGAAAGCCUGGAUGACAUUGUGUACAGCAUUCAUGCUUUGUGCCAUGUUCUAGAAUUUGGCUUAGCGUUAUCAGUUCUCUUCUAUGGUGGAAUGGAAUCUCUACAUGCAGACUAUAACAUUGUCGGAGGUGUUGUUAUUCUUGUCCAUUGUUACUUCAAUGUCUGGCAGCGGGCUCAAGCAGGAUGGCAAAGUUUCCUUGGUCGCCGAGAAGCAGCUCACAAGAUCAAUUCACUCCCUUCCGCAUCCAAGCUUGAACUCUCUGCUCUUCAAGAUGUUUGCGCAAUAUGCUUUGAAGAGAUGAAGUUUGCAAAAGUAACCCCAUGCCAUCACUUUUUUCAUAAUGUUUGCCUUCGAAGAUGGCUUUAUGUUCAAGAUAAAUGCCCCCUCUGUCAUAACAGUAUUAUACCUGGAAAGAAUGGAGCAUCUUCUGAUGCCAAUAAUGAUAAUAGAAUGGCUGCACCACAUGGAUUAGAUGUAAAUCUUGGACAAUGAGAUGGAGAGUUACCAUGGUUACAUUUUAAAAUGCCUAAGUAGGCCCUUUAUGUGAGAUCGUGCAAAAGAAUAAAUUUAUAUUUUAUGAGUUAAUGUAAGUGUCUAAUGCAUGAAAUCUUUCACACUGUAGGCCUAUGUGUAUGGUUGUGUAACUUAUAGAUUGCUACGUUUUGAAAAGGAUCAUGACCUUUGUUUCACCUGACUUAUGAUAAAAACAAUGAUUGUCGCUGGUCCAAUCCAGUUGCAAUCAGGGAGGAGGUCAAGGUGUUUAAGCAAAUCUUUCCUGCAAUCAGAUGAAACAAGUCGAUCAUUUGAGCUGUAUGCGGAGUCAAUAUAUUGGUUCAUGUCAGAUGAUCAAAUCAUGUGAGUACAAUGUACAUGGAAUCACAUAAAAUUGACACAAAUUUUUAGAUAACUGCUCAAAAUGCCAUUUUCUUUCCAAUUAAUAGUUUUAGCAUGUUAGAUUUAAGAUCAGCAUGAUAAGUACAUACUGCAUGUUUUGUCACACAUGAUUUAGUACACUAGUCCUAUACUUUUCUCAGUGAACUUUGUUCAGUGACUUUUAAAGUAUGCUAUUAUUUUCUUCAAAGUUUGACCAUCACUUUAAUUUAAAGUACCAUAAUAAAAAAGAGAAUAAAUAAUUAAAUAUAAUGAACAAGUUUGAGGGCAACUUCAUUUAUUAUCCUUAACAUUAACUAUUGUAAAAAUUAAUUGCAAGUAUUCGUUUUGCUCAAACUUAAAUACCCCACAGAUAUUUCACACUGCAUCAGUGUUAGUGCACACUCUGUUAAAUAAUAAUGAUGCAUUUGUCCAACAACAAACUUAUUUACACAGUGAAGUCUAAAAACAACUUUUAACUUGGCGUUUCUCUGUCUAAAUUGCUGACUAAUUGAAAAGUUUGAUGGGUCAAAAAGUUGAUUGUGCACAGCACAGAGUUCAUCAGUUACCCCCUUAAUGAAAUGUUUUAUCAAGUGGCACUCUAGCAACUAAGUUUUUACCCUAGACCCCAUAAACUGCAAUAGACCUGCCCACCUGGUAAUUGCGUAACAUGACCUUAUUACAAAGGGUUGUGUUUGUCACCAGGUCAUGUCUAAUGAUUACAUGUAAUUCAGACAAGACUGCAAAUUAUGUAGUUGAAUAAGCUCUGAACUUCAUGUUUUAUUCUCAGAGUUGCACAACAUAAAUUGCAUAACAGAUGUUUUUAAAAACCUAGAUUUACUUCAAAUAUUAAUAACUAAAACAACCAAUACAUUGGCAAGAGCUGAAAUUAAUAGUAUUGAUAACACCAUGUUGUAAAAUUAAAUUUUACGAGUAGUGGUGGCACUGAGAAAAACCAAUUUGUACCGCGACACCUUCUAACCAGUCUUUAUGGACAUGAUGGACCAAAAAAGUUUGGUUGCCGCCUCAAGAAUGUUGUUGUAUUCAAUAUCUUUGUUUGCUCCCACCACGCAUUGUUUGAAGUUUCGAGUUCCCUUUGUGCGUGACUCACUCACCACGCAUGCCUUAACAUUUCAAUACAAUUCAUUCCAGCACAUGUAUGCAAGUCUUUACAUUUUGAUUGUAAUCAAAUAAGUGUCUUAAAAAAAUCCAAUAACUGUCUCUUUUUGACAAACUUAGAAUUAUAUUGUACACCAAUUUUACUGAUUUGUAGUAAAAUGGCUUGACAACAGUGCAAUAAUGUCCACAAUGUACUUGAUGCGCAUGCAUUAAGGUCAUUUACAGUGCAAGUCAUGAAAUAUUUUACUGCCUCCCUUGAACAAUCCUGUACAAUGUAGACAUCAUUAGUAAAAUAGAUCACUGUAUCACGUCACUCAAUUACCAAAGACAGGUGCCCCUCUAAGGAGGCGUAAGCUCUUGUGUGUUACAUGAAUAUCAACUAGAAGCAAGUCAUCUGAUGAAAGCAAUUUGUUAUACAUACAUGCUUACAUUCAUCUACCAAUGAUUCAUGUACCAGGCAUGGAAUUAAAUGGAGGCUAUGGGCUCUGUUGCCCUGGCCUUGGCUUUGGUGCUCAUUCGAAAGCUUCCCAUACAUUGUAGACUUUAAGAUUUUCAAAUGUACUUGAUGCAAGUGUUUUUUUUUGGGAAAAUGAAAAUGGCCUUGCCCUCUCAAAGAUAAAUUUUCAAGGCCUGAUGUAUGAUACUGGAAAACAAACUACUGACAAUGUUCUGACAUUGAUUUAACCAAUCUGUGUAUGUUCAUAGGAGAUAAUAAAAAAUGGGCUUGUAAAAAACUGCCAACUUAUUAAAUAAUCAACCAGCCACAUCGUGGAUAGAUCGAUAUCUGUAAUCUGGUUACCAAGUAGGCUAUAUGAUGUGUUUAUUAUGAACGUAUCAUAUUCAUAUUAUUGAAUUGAAUAAAAUAACAAAUCCGAGUCAACUUUAAAAAAUAUUGUUUCCCAUGGUAAUUUAUGAGCUACUCUGUAAAUUACAUGUAGGUUUUAUUGUUUGGCUAACAGUAACUUAACUGUACUUGUUUAUGUGCACUGUAUCCUAUUUAAUUGUUUACUACUUCUUUGUAAUCAUCACAGUAAGUAGAAUCCUUUAUAAGCUUUGUGGAAGACGAACUGUCUUACAUGUUAUUCUUGUUUAAGAAAGAGUAUAAUGGGCUCAAAGCCACUUGAAUAGCUGAGAAAUUUUUCUUAAUACCAUGUAAUGAAUCAAGAAAUAAAUGAAGCAGUGUGAUGUUUAUAAAGUCCCCUUCUUUAAUAAGUUUUCACUUUAGAGCUAAUAUCAUUAAAUGACUGAAAGCCAGAAACAAAAACUUAAAGGCAGUGGACACUAUUGGUAAUCACUCAAAAUAAUUAUUAGCAUAAAACCUUUCUUGGU